Acanthocheilonema viteae is the source of this 732-nucleotide messenger RNA. The record is from the annotation of a GenBank genome assembly. NCBI's taxonomy places the organism in Eukaryota, Metazoa, Nematoda, Chromadorea, Rhabditida, Onchocercidae.
AUGAAAUUAAAUAUUUCGUGUGCAACGAAAAUUUAUCCAUUAGAGAUAGACAUUGAACAACCUCCGAACAAUAAAGAUGAUCAUCAAACUACCUCAGCUCAAGAAGACAGUACUGUUAAUACGAAUACAACCAAUGCGGAAAAGAUCUCAACAUUUGGAUCACUGAAACAGCAAAUAUGUUCAUUGUGCAAUAUCUGUCCGAAUGCUUUAAAAAUCGUUCACAGAGGACGUAUUUUAAUGGGUGAUAAUUCCACUCCGCUAUCAUCUUUUAAUUUUAAAGAAAAUGAUAAAUUACUGGUUCUUGGUAAACCACCGACAACAGAAACAGAUGUUGGAUGGAAGUUUAAAAUUAUCCAAACUUGUCCAUUUUUAAAGUUACUGGUGGAUUUCGAGCGGAAGCAUACUGUGGCUGUAUCUAAAACAUAUGCAAAGAAUGAAAAUGAUCUGACUCAGUUGGAGAAAAACUUUUUGAAAGAUCCUGAGAGGCGAGGAUAUAUAAUGGGAAUGGAUAAACGCUUGAAAGGAUACGCUGAAAAUUGUAUGAAACUCUUGGAAACUCUUGACGGUUUGCAAAUCAAUAAUAAUAAUACCGAUGGAGAACAAGCUCAACGAAAUCGCGAAAAACGGAAAUUCUUAGUGGAUGGACUACAGGACGCACUAAAUAAAAAUGAUAAACUAAUGGCACGACUGACUGAUUAUCUAAAUCAAUGCGAACAUCCUGAAACAUCCUGA